Messenger RNA from Gadus chalcogrammus (walleye pollock), 3475 nucleotides. It is a transcript of the gene abcd3a, whose product is annotated as ATP-binding cassette, sub-family D (ALD), member 3a. Lineage: Eukaryota; Metazoa; Chordata; Actinopteri; Gadiformes; Gadidae. Gene Ontology annotation, cellular component: peroxisomal membrane. Bases 1131 to 2708 code for a protein of 525 amino acids. The transcript is spliced from 18 exons. The record is from RefSeq and is a predicted model, not a curated record. Gene Ontology annotation, biological process: very long-chain fatty acid catabolic process; peroxisome organization; long-chain fatty acid import into peroxisome. Gene Ontology annotation, molecular function: ATP binding; long-chain fatty acid transmembrane transporter activity; ATP hydrolysis activity.
GGCAGAAGGUGGAAAAUACUGGUAAUAUUCCUUUCACAAAAAACAACCAAUAGCACGGUAAUGUUAAAUCUUACUUGUGAAAAGUAAUCCCCCGAUUCCUAUUGUGGAUGGUCCGCUGAUUUGAGCAGGAAUACCCUGAACAACAGCCCGGCAUUCUGUUUCUGCUGUAGACGCACCUGUUGCUGCUCCCGGUUCACCACUCCAAGAUGGCGGCCGUAUUUCUCGCGUCCCAUCAGCCAAUGCUGCGUCUAUGCUAUAAAAUGUCUAUGGGUAGAAUGAUCUAUCCAGCACACAUCUAGGCGGACACGCCCACCUGUGAUGUCAUAAGGGACUGAUUUCCAAAACGGCUUGUAACGGCUAAUCAGCCCAUACCUGGUGGCAUGUCAUGGGACCUUUAAAUAUGCUCUGGGCUCAAAAGUGUGGUCCAGGGUUCUGGAAGAACUCAGUGCACCUGGGAUGGAGAAAUGCACAGUGCAUGUAGGGGGUGUGGUCUCAAUAGCCCUGUAGUAAGCAGUGUGCUAGCGUGAUUGAGGAAUAGCAUAGAUAUUCAAGAUAAUGCUAAUAUAUAUUUUUUCCCAACUAUAUUUAUGUCCCCUGUUAAGAGCCAACCUAUCUGUUCAUUCCCAUAAAUUCCCAUUAAUUCCCAUGGAAAGUUUCCAACUUUGAAAAUUCCCGGAAUUUUGCCACCCUAGGAAUGCCACUUUUCCCCCUACCAAGUCUGAAUAAGAAUAAACCAAUAUCAGUUCCUAACCUAGGGGCGUUAAUCAAUAUUAAUAACAAUCACGAUAAAAUCUGCCGCGAUGCCCUGAAGGAUUUUUUUUAAUAGAUUUUGAAUCUAUAGUUUGGGAUCGACCACUGACUCGGUGCAGUACCCUGAGUCAGUGCCAUGUGUUCAAGCACUAUACAGCAAGCCAUCUUGGAGCUUGAUGACGUACAUACCAGUACAGAACGCCGCUCAGGGGAUUCUGUAUGCAAAAACGAGUGCCCCUGACCGCUCACAAAAGGUCACAAAAGAAGCUAAAACCACAAAGAUGGCAUCAUUGUUGUUUUAUUUGAUCAUUGUUUUUUAUGAUUAAUAUGAUCAAAUAAGACAUCUUUAUAUUUUAAUCCCAAUAAAAAAAAUUGAAAGAAUGACCAUUUACAAACUAAAUGUGAUUCCUCCCUGGCAGACGGGCUACAUGGUCCUCAUCGCGGUCAUGUUGGUGACCAGAACCUACUGUGACGUGUGGAUGAUUCAGAAUGGGACCAUGAUUGAGAGCGGUAUCAUUAACAGAGAUAGCCGACUGUUCAAGCAGCACUAUUAUCCCUACAUUGCCGUCAUUCCUGUGUGUGGACUUUGCCUCACUUUGCAGCCCCUCCUGGACAUCGGAUUGUACAUCUUCAAGCUGACCAGUGCCAUAGGUGCCCAGGGUCCCACCAUCAUGAUGGCCUACCUGAUCAUCUCGGGUCUGUUCCUGACCAGGCUGCGGAGGCCCAUCGCCAAGAUGACCGUCGCAGAGCAGCGCUACGAGGGGGAGUACCGCUACGUCAACUCCCGCCUCAUCACCAACAGUGAGGAGAUUGCCUUCUAUAAUGGGAACCUGAGGGAAAAGCAGACCAUUCACUCCACGUUCCAGAAACUGGUGGACCAUCUCCAUAAGUUCAUCUUCUUCCGCUUCUCCAUGGGCUUUGUGGACAGCGUCAUCGCUAAAUAUAUAGCCACAGGGGUGGGCUACCUGGUGGUCAGCAGACCCUUCCUGGACCUGUCGCACCCCAGGCACCUGCACACCAGCCAAUCUGAACUGAUGGAGGACUACUACCAAAGUGGGAGGAUGCUUCUGAGGUUGUCCCAGGCCCUAGGCAGGAUCGUCCUUGCCGGCCGAGACAUGACGCGUCUUUCUGGGUUCACGUCUCGCAUUGCUGAGCUGAUGAAAGUUUUGAAGGAGCUCAACGCGGGCAAAUACGAACGCACAAUGGUCACCCAGCAGGAGAAAGAUCCCGGGUCUGUGUCGGCGAAACUAGCCCUGGUUCCCGGAAGUGGUCGGGUUAUCAACGCAGACCACAUCAUCAAGUUUGACCACACACCCCUGGCAACGCCCAAUGGAGAGAUCCUGAUCAAGGACCUGUCGUUUGAGGUGAUGUCUGGCGCCAACGUGUUGGUGUGUGGUCCCAACGGCUGUGGCAAGAGCUCCUUAUUCAGAGUCCUGGGAGGGCUUUGGCCUCUGUUUGGGGGAGAGCUGACCAAACCAGAGAGAGGGAAGCUCUUCUAUGUUCCCCAGAGGCCUUACAUGACGCUUGGCUCUCUAAGGGACCAGGUCAUCUACCCGGACACGUUCGAAGAACAAAACCGUAAAGGCAUCUCUGACCAGGUGCUGAAGGAGUACCUUGACAACGUGCAGCUGGGCCACAUCCUGGAGCGGGAGGGGAGCUGGGACAUGGUGCAGGACUGGAUGGACGUGCUGAGCGGAGGGGAGAAGCAGAGGAUGGCUAUGGCUCGAUUGUUCUACCACAAGCCCCAGUUUGCCAUUCUGGAUGAGUGCACGAGUGCCGUGAGCGUGGACGUGGAGGAUUUCAUCUAUAGCCACUGCCGGACGGUUGGCAUCACCCUAUUCACCGUGUCACACAGAAAGUCCCUCUGGAAGCACCACAAGUUCUACCUGCAUAUGGACGGCAGAGGGAACUACGAGUUCAAGCCCAUCACAGAGGAGACGGUGGAGUUCGGCUCCUAGUCCUGUCCCCAGACGGGGCCGCUGGCCCAGGGACCAGGACCACCCCGGGAACAGAACCCGGUCCACUAACUGAAUCUGAAGAUAGAACGUUGUCCACUAAAACUUAGACGCAAUCUUCUUUUUAAUCAAACCUAACUCAUUUGUUUUGUUUUUGUUUUUUCCAAGUUAUUUAAAAUUGAAAAAUCUGUUGAGUAAUUUAAGGCCCUUUGACAAGGGUCACAUUUUGUAGAGAUGAAGUUAAAAUAAUGUGCCUGUUAACUGGUUGAGCGGUGCGGGGCUGGUACAGGAGAUGUGGUGGGAGGCAGUGAGCGCAGGGCCAGUACUGUCCCCUGGUCAGGGUAAUCGACGGUAGUUGUCUCUGAGAGAACCGCCUCACAGAGGAAUGUGAUAUAAAAGUGACUUUUUUUAUGAAUGGUAAUGCUGCUCUAAUCAAAGUCCCUCAGAGCUGAGGAACUCCUAAUGGGUGUAUUUUGUGUAUUCUUUAAUCCAGGAUCAAUGAAAUGUUAAAUGGGAAUCUGGGUUGUGUGUAGAUGAUGAGAUGUUGGAAGGUCCUGGUGGGUUUUAGAGGAGGCCUAUGUUGAUAUGCAGAUGAUGCCAUACGACCCUUCCUUUAUGUACCUCCAUUUGUCACUGUAAGGUAACACUAUUAUUGGACCUUUUUUAAUGCAAGGAAGUCUCUGUAUAAAUUGUAUAUGGACAUUAACUGUAUUAAAACCAGGUGCAGGGUCCUGAAAUAAAAUUAUUGACAAAUGACAACAAUCAUGGCC